AUGACUAAUUCUAAUUUUUCAUCACCACGCGUACCACGUCCACCACGCUUUCGAGAAGAUGUCAUCUCGAGAAGGUUUGCCUCUGCAGACGAAGAUUCCAUCAAAGCAUCAGCAGAUAGAUGCUUUGACUUUCUAUCGAAAUUAGCAACAAAGGACAAAGGACCCCUAAGCGCAGCUAAGAGGCUUGGCACGGAAAAGGCGAGUAACGUUUCUGGGGAAGAAUUACGAAUGGCAUUGGGAAAAAAUUCAAUUUCUAACACGAAGAACCCCAAGACGGGAAAGCCAGCUCAAAUCUCAGGAAAUUUUAGGCACAGCUCGGUCAACUUGUCACAUGGCAGUUUCGCAUUUGGUAAGGACAGCAAACAUCGAGCCUUGUUAGUUCGCGCAGGUAAUAUACCCUCCUUUCGAUCUAGCAAGAAACUAUAAGACGAAGAGGAUUAUUUUUUGAAAGGCUCCAUGAGACAAGGGCUCAGGUUUGAUGCGAACUAUCUUGGUUGAAUGUGCCAAUUAGACAGUAUAGAUAAGACCUCUGGUAGAACAUAGUCUAUGCUUAAUAAAUACAACUGGUUGCAUGCCAUCAAAUAUGGCCAAAAGCGCAGAAGACAAGACGACUCCCUGCUGCCAUGUAUCCAAGACGCCUUUACCUAAGUACAUGAAAUCUGCGCCAGGAGCACCAUGCCCGAAGCGGGUUAUACUCCCGGAAUAGAGGCAGAAAACUGAACUUCCUUCACCAACGCCUGAUGGUAGACGCAGAAACAAUCAUAACAGACACAGUGUAGCUAGGACUAAAAUGAAUCCCCACGACGUCAAUGAGCAUUAUUGGAAUUCUAAUGGCGAGGCUCACAAACAAAAUGACGAGACCAGUGCAAAUAGAUUGAUGACGGACAUCCAAUUUCAUGACACUUCGAGAAAACCUUUGACGAUCAUUGGUCAGCAGACAGAUUACAUCACUUUAAAAAGUACCAAUGUUUUGGAUGCUAAGGAGCCUUUCUGUCAGGUGAACAAGACAGAGCGGGAUGAAGAGGCAUCCUUUUGGUAA
This is a messenger RNA of Sclerotinia trifoliorum, 1039 nucleotides long. The record is from the annotation of a GenBank genome assembly. NCBI's taxonomy places the organism in Eukaryota, Fungi, Ascomycota, Leotiomycetes, Helotiales, Sclerotiniaceae.